Messenger RNA from Cercocebus atys (sooty mangabey), 462 nucleotides. Its product is annotated as 28S ribosomal protein S36, mitochondrial-like. Gene Ontology annotation, biological process: 2-oxoglutarate metabolic process. The transcript is spliced from 3 exons. The record is from RefSeq and is a predicted model, not a curated record. The coding region runs from base 40 to 462 and encodes 140 amino acids. NCBI's taxonomy places the organism in Eukaryota, Metazoa, Chordata, Mammalia, Primates, Cercopithecidae.
GCUCGCUCGUGCCCCGGAAACUGCCCCUUUUCAGGGGUCAUGAUGGGCAGCAAGAUGGCGUCUGCCACUAGGGUCGUUCAGGUAGUCAAACCACACACUCCAUUAAUAAGGUUUCCUGACAGAAGAGACAAUCCUAAACCCAAUGUAUCAGAAGCUUUGAGAUCAGCAGGGCUACCACCUCACUCUUCUGUAAUUUCACAACAUUCUGAGGGAAGUAAAUCACCAAAUUUGCUGAUGUAUCAGGGUCCACCAGAUACUGCAGAAAUAAUAAAAACAUUACCUCAGAAAUACAGAAGAAAACUUGUAUCUCAAGAAGAAAUUGAAUUUAUCCAACGUGUCUUUGCUGAAGUGCCCACAAGCCUUCACUCCCUGCCCACUCUCUCCCUCUUAAGGCACCCUCAGAUCAAACCACUGGACUUUCCCAAGGCAGCCACUGACUUACACCAGACCCUGCUGGCAUAG